UUCUAGUUAAACCUAGCAACCAUAUAAAUAAUAAAGUACUUAUUUUUAGCUUUUUGUAUGGUGCCUUGAAAAAUAAAACUAUCCGCAUCUGUUGGGCAAGUUUGGUGAAACGUUUAAGAAAACAUUACAAUCUUAUUUUUCAGAAUGCCCAUUAUUCGCUUGGAAUCUUCCGAUAAGGAAAUUUUUGACACCGACAUCGAGAUUGCAAAAUGUUCGGAGACCAUCAAAACGGCACUUGAAGACUUGGGUGAUGAAAGUGACAAUAGCAUAUUGCCCCUUCCCAAUGUUAACUCGGCCAUUUUACGCAAAGUUCUGCACUGGGCUACGUAUCAUGCUCAGGAUGAUCCACAACAGGCCCAAGAGGAUGAGAAUAAGGAGAAACGCACCGAUGACAUCUCAUCUUGGGAUGCCGACUUCCUGAAAGUCGACCAAGGCACCUUAUUCGAGCUUAUUCUAGCGGCUAAUUAUUUGAAUAUUCAAGGUUUAUUAGAUGUCACCUGCAAAACCUGCGCCAAUAUGAUCAAAGGAAAGUCACUUCAGGACAUUCGAGAGACUUUUGCCAUUGCCAAUGACUUUUCGCCAGCUGAAGAGGAAAAGGUGCGCAAGGAGAACGAGUGGUGCGAGGAGAAGUAAACACCAAUCAGCUUUCUGACAAAAAUACAUCGGUUUGUUCAAUGUCCUUUUAUUAUAUAAUUGCAUAUAAACAAAAUCUAAUGUUUUUAAUAUUUAGUACAUAUGUAUGUAUGUAUGUAUUUCUAAAGUUUUCAAUACAUUUUCAAAUAUGUGUUCAGUCGUAGCGGAUAAUUCUCGUAACCAUGAAAGCCGCCAGAUGGCGCUUUAGCUAUAAUAAACCGCGUGAUAACUGGUAUUUUUUUUAACGAAAUUUUUGCUUUUUGUAAAAUAGUCGUGAAAAAUGUAGCGUAUCUAAACA
Messenger RNA from Drosophila albomicans, 931 nucleotides. RefSeq names its product S-phase kinase-associated protein 1. Bases 145 to 633 code for a protein of 162 amino acids. Gene Ontology annotation, cellular component: nucleus; cytoplasm. Gene Ontology annotation, biological process: SCF-dependent proteasomal ubiquitin-dependent protein catabolic process. The record is from RefSeq and is a predicted model, not a curated record. Lineage: Eukaryota; Metazoa; Arthropoda; Insecta; Diptera; Drosophilidae. Gene Ontology annotation, molecular function: cullin family protein binding. The transcript has 2 exons.